Phaeodactylum tricornutum CCAP 1055/1 is the source of this 735-nucleotide messenger RNA. RefSeq lists its product with no specific name. Lineage: Eukaryota; Bacillariophyta; Bacillariophyceae; Surirellales; Neidiaceae. The record is from RefSeq and is a predicted model, not a curated record. Gene Ontology annotation, molecular function: ATP binding; calmodulin binding; calcium/calmodulin-dependent protein kinase activity. The transcript is spliced from 2 exons. Gene Ontology annotation, biological process: peptidyl-serine phosphorylation; intracellular signal transduction; protein autophosphorylation. The annotation marks the transcript as partial. Gene Ontology annotation, cellular component: cytoplasm; nucleus.
AUGCUACUCUCAACGGUCUCACGUAUCUCCCCAAAGGUUGCUCUCAAGAAGAUAUCUCGCAGAUAUACCAAUUCCUCGGCCUUCAAAACUGAAACAGACGCCCUUUUACGAAUUUUUGACAACGGAGGGCAUCCCAAUAUAUCAGGACUCCGAGAUAUGUACGAAGACCAUAACUUUUACUAUCUAAUCUUGGACCUAGUCACUGGAGGAGAAAUGUUCGAGCACCUGAUUCAUUAUGGUGCAUAUAGCGAGGCAGAUGCUGCAAGAUUGAUGUACGAGGUGGCCAGCGCAUUGGCUUUCCUUCAUGGAGUCGGUGUGGUUCAUGCCGAUCUUAAACCUGAGAAUUUGUUGCUAUCAACGAAGAACAGAAUGGACGGAACGAUCAAGAUGAUUGAUUUUGGCUGCGCACCGUACGUUGCUACCGGUCUCAUCUAUACCUAUGUGUGUGCUCAAAUUUCAUUCUCACAACCUCUGCUUUAUCGUUUUCAGAUGGAUAUGUGGAGCGUUGGCGUGAUUCUUUAUAUCAUGCUCACCGGUGUUCAUCCCUUUGAUGUCAAAGGCGUAAGUACAGAUGACGAGAUCGCCGAUCAUAUCCGGCAAAACCCUGAACCCCCCUUUUCUCGAGAGCUUGUUGGUCAUCUGUCUGAAUCCGCUGGGGAUCUUAUUUUGAGACUGAUGGAAAGAGAUCCGGCUAAGAGAAUUACCGCCUAUGAAAUGUUGCAGCACCCCUGGGUA